This is a messenger RNA of Verruconis gallopava, 2182 nucleotides long. RefSeq lists its product as uncharacterized. Gene Ontology annotation, molecular function: FAD binding. The transcript is spliced from 2 exons. Gene Ontology annotation, biological process: secondary metabolite biosynthetic process. The record is from RefSeq and is a predicted model, not a curated record. Bases 283 to 1641 code for a protein of 452 amino acids. Lineage: Eukaryota; Fungi; Ascomycota; Dothideomycetes; Venturiales; Sympoventuriaceae.
CUUGUAUGCGACACGCCAUCAGACCAUGGACCAGCGGCAAGCGCUGCCUUUGCUCGUGUGUAGAUCACCGGCCCGCAAAUCUCCAUGUUUUACCAUCCCUUGGACACACGGUUGUGGAGCACUGUUGCUUGGAUGACUAUUGGUGUGAACCGGGAGCGACGAGCCGUGGACUCUCGUGACUUCAAAACCGUGCCAUGAUCUUUCUUUAAGCCUCAAAACAAGUCCGAGAUCGAGUCUGCCUCGACACAGUCCUGUCAUUACAGACCAAUUCGAACCUUCAACAUGUCGAUAGACGACCAACCCAUCUCUGUUGUUAUCAUUGGAGCUGGCAUAGGAGGACUGGCUUUGGCUAUCGGAUUGCUCAAGCAAAAUGUGAAAUUUACCGUCUACGAGGCCGCGCCCAAGUUCGAUGCUGUGGGCGCAGGAAUCGGUCUCGGUCCGAACGCACUGCGCGCCAUGGAACUUAUGGAUCCUACCUUCGCCAGCAAAUACAACAAGGUCAAAGUUGGCAAUACAACCCCGGAGCGGAAGAACGAGCAGUUUGAGAUCCUUGGGACGCAGGAAGGGUUUGGUAUCACCGAUGAGUGGACCGGAGGUUCUGUCUCCCAUCCAAAGUUCGAAAGGAGCAGCGCUCACAGAAAAGCGCUUCUGGCCAUCAUGGAGAGCUUGAUCCCAGAUGGCACUGUCAAAUUCAACAAGCGCGUACGAGAUAUCAAGCAAGAUCACUUACAAGAUAAGGUCCGCAUCGACUUCGAGGACAACACUUUUGUCGAGGCCGAUGUAGUCAUCGGCUGUGACGGUAUUAAGGGAUUGUCGAGAAAAGCUGUUCUGGAAUCGCGGUGGCCAGAGGAGGUUGCAGCAAAGUAUGUUCACACCUACGUCUACCGCGGCAUCGCACCGAUGGAAGAGGCGAAGAAGCGCGUGGGUGUUUUUGGCCAGGACGCCAAGUGGUGGAUGGGUCCACGCAAAGGAUGGACGAUGUAUCCCAUUUCCGGCGGCACCGAGGUCAACAUAGUUUGCUUUAUGUACGACGAGAAUGCAUGGGAGGGCGCCCAGGUUACCAGAGAAGUGACAAGAGAAGAAAUGGAGGCUGAGUUCGAGAACUUUGACGGCAGACUAAAGUCCAUGCUUGAAUUUGUGAAGCCGAUAAAGUGGCCGCUUUUCCACCACCCAGACACUCCAACCUACUAUAACGGACACAUUUGUUUGCUCGGCGAUUCUGCACACGCAUCGAGUCCAAGCCAAGCCGCCGGCGCUGGCCAGGGUCUCGAGGACGCUUUGAUUCUGUCUAGGCUCUUAGGACUCGUCCGUUCGAAAGAUCAGAUUUCUAUCGCACUCGAGAUAUAUGAUUCGAUUCGACGACCGCGUGCACAAGGCGUUGUUCGAGAGAGCGCUCAAGUCGGUCGCGCAUACUAUUUAAUUGACCCGAAGUUUGGAGACGAUUUGGUAAAGAUCACUGAAGAUGCAAACCGUAGAUUACCAUUGAUAUGGUGGCAUGAUCUCGAUGGUGACGUGAAGCGCGCAGAGGACACCUUCCGAGAAAAAGUCUCGGAGUCGAAGAAGAGCCAGAUUGUAGCAGUGUCGGUGAUUGAGACACCAUCAGUCGAACCUCCACUGGCUGCCCAUACCAUUGCAGUUUAAGACAUGUGUGCAUAUUGAUAGACAUAGGAUGGCGCUGCUGGGAGAAUUGCAAGCGAUACGCUGUCAUUGAUGUAAGUAUCGAAUUCGAGUCCGCUAAAACAAUCCACGCAGACACUUUUUUUUGUAUCUAAGGGAAGACGGGAAGUGCCUCAUGGCUAUGGCCUCUUUAAUCUACAGAGAUGGCCACAAAGUUGUCGUGAUUGACCGUUGUUCAUGUCGCCUGAUCCUGUGGUCCUGUGGCGGCGAAAAUCAAAGCGAGGUUGACAAUAAAACUCGACGACUAGCUUUUCUGGUGAAGCCAUUCUAAAACACUACCAUUGUCACCUUCAUUCCCGUGCUGUGCAAUACCAGUGAGAAACUCGAGCUCCGCCUCUGGAUGGCAACGAAACAAGAGCAUUGGACGAGGCAGAGGCACGUGGGUGUUCGGCGAAAAGCACGGCGUUGAAGGACGACAUAGAGUUUUGUCCACUGACAGAGCUGGUAUUCUGAGUUUUUGGGCCUAAAGGGAGAGCGCGAGCUUUGUGUGACAUUUAAGUCGACC